This is a messenger RNA of Impatiens glandulifera, 1459 nucleotides long. Its product is annotated as serine/threonine-protein phosphatase PP2A catalytic subunit-like. NCBI's taxonomy places the organism in Eukaryota, Viridiplantae, Streptophyta, Magnoliopsida, Ericales, Balsaminaceae. The coding region runs from base 247 to 1188 and encodes 313 amino acids. The transcript is spliced from 11 exons. Gene Ontology annotation, cellular component: cytosol. Gene Ontology annotation, molecular function: protein serine/threonine phosphatase activity. The record is from RefSeq and is a predicted model, not a curated record. Gene Ontology annotation, biological process: peptidyl-serine dephosphorylation; mitotic cell cycle.
CCGUUGGGCGUUUGCUCCUCCCUCUUCUCUCCUCCAUGCCUGCUCUGUUUUAGACUGAUUUUCGAGAAGUACAGUCCGAUUUGUUUAAUCAUCCAGAGAGAGAAAGAUAAGGAGGAGGAGGAGAAGAAGAAGAAGAGUACGGGGAAGAGCACAUUGCUGUUGGUGAUAAAGAUCUAGGGUUUCAAAGAGAUCUUGGAUCCGUAUUUUCCAAAAAGUUUCCCCAAGCUUUGUUGGAGGUAGAAGAAGAUGAGCUUCGAUCCGUCUCCUCCGAGUACAAAUGGCAACCUCGACGAGCAGAUUCUUCAGCUUAUGCAGUGCAAGCCUCUCUCGGAGCAAGAGGUUAGAGGUCUGUGCGAGAAGGCUAAGGAGAUUCUUAUUGAUGAAAGCAAUGUUCAGCCUGUUAAAAGUCCUGUAACAAUUUGUGGGGAUAUCCAUGGGCAAUUCCAUGAUCUUGCAGAGCUAUUUCGGAUUGGUGGAAAGUGCCCAGAUACAAACUACUUGUUUAUGGGAGAUUAUGUUGAUCGCGGGUACUAUUCAGUUGAAACUGUAACGCUUCUUGUGGCCUUAAAGGUACGAUAUUCUCAACGGAUCACUAUUCUACGUGGAAAUCAUGAAAGCCGACAGAUUACUCAAGUUUAUGGAUUUUAUGAUGAAUGCCUGAGGAAAUAUGGUAAUGCCAAUGUCUGGAAGACUUUUACGGAUCUGUUUGAUUAUUUUCCACUUACAGCAUUGGUCGAAUCAGAAAUAUUUUGUCUACACGGUGGACUGUCCCCUUCAAUUGAAACAUUGGACAAUGUACGUAAUUUUGACCGUGUUCAAGAGGUUCCUCAUGAGGGGCCUAUGUGCGACCUUUUAUGGUCAGAUCCUGAUGACCGCUGUGGUUGGGGUAUCUCACCUAGGGGUGCGGGAUAUACGUUUGGUCAGGAUAUAUCCGAGCAAUUCAAUCAUACAAAUGGACUAAAGCUGAUCGCUAGGGCCCAUCAAUUAGUCAUGGAGGGAUUUAACUGGGCUCAUGAGCAAAAGGUUGUUACUAUUUUCAGUGCACCUAAUUAUUGUUAUCGCUGUGGUAACAUGGCAUCCAUCUUGGAAGUUGAUGACUGCAAUGGCCAUACUUUUAUUCAGUUUGAACCUGCACCUAGGAGGGGAGAACCAGAUGUCACUCGAAGAACACCCGAUUAUUUCCUUUGAGACAUGGCUCUGAAACAAGAAACACAACUACUAUAGCGGUGGAAGGAGAUCUACAUGUGUUCUCCAACUAUAGCCAUAAAGAAGCGGCCGAGCAAGCAAGACCACAAAAAUUAGCUGCAUAUGUAUCAUUUUCCUGUCAGUGUAAGACUGGUAUUAUCUAUCUUAACCCUUCUUUUUUACCCCCAUCAUUUUUUCCCUUUAAUUUUCUUGUAGAAAUGAUGUUCCUCAAUGCAUUGUUUUCAAUAGAUGAAAGGAGUUAUUUUUGGCUUGU